Molecule: messenger RNA, 778 nt
Organism: Guyanagaster necrorhizus
Lineage: Eukaryota; Fungi; Basidiomycota; Agaricomycetes; Agaricales; Physalacriaceae
Exons: 8
Coding region: 60-710 (216 amino acids)
Molecular function (GO): acyltransferase activity, transferring groups other than amino-acyl groups
Source: RefSeq, a predicted model, not a curated record
CACGUAGUCAUCUUAAAAGAACAUUUCUGGUUCUCUCGGAUUUAGAUACCGUCACCGGAAUGUCCUUCUUUAACUUCCAAAUUGUUUCCCCCACUUUUCUGACCAGUAUUCAGCUCGAUGAGAUCGUCGCGAUUGCUAUUCGAGCCUAUGACACCAACCCCACUAUCCGUGCAAUGACUGGCGGAAACAAGGCUCUGUACGAUCCUUUUUUAAGAGCCGUAACCCGGGCACUGCUACUCGAAGGCAAGGUAUGGCUCGCUGCUUCGGAUGGUAGGAUCCUUGGAGUUCUUGGAGGCUUCGGUCCGGGGACAUUUCUUUGGGCAACAGAGGAGCAACGUGCCUUAGGAUUCAACAAUGCCUAUGCUCGCCUUACGGAAGAAACAAAAUAUUGGUGGCAGAAUAUUUAUGGGCCGCAGAUCAAGGAAUUCAUGGAUAACGCUCUUGGGGCAACCGCAAAUCUUGAUGGAUGGAUGACACCACUGUUGGCGGUAGAUCCGCCAUAUCAGCGCCGUGGAAUCGCGACCGCCAUGUUCAAAGAAAUGACCCAACAGGCAAUCCAAGAUAAGGCUAUCAUGAUAGUGGGUGCAGACAGCGAUCUCAACGUCGGCAUCUAUGAGAGUUUCGGAUUUGAACUUAAGGGUAGGACUGUUCUUCCGAGCUCUGUCAAAGGGGAGAGCCAGCCACUUUUUGCAUUGAAGAAAAUUCCUUAAUGCAGUGUCUAAUCAUAAUUUUCAAUGUUGUAAAUAAUCGAUCCAUACACAUGAAAUUGACAUAACUG